Messenger RNA from Durotheca rogersii, 2099 nucleotides. RefSeq names its product acetoacetate-CoA ligase. Gene Ontology annotation, biological process: lipid metabolic process. Lineage: Eukaryota; Fungi; Ascomycota; Sordariomycetes; Xylariales; Xylariaceae. Gene Ontology annotation, cellular component: cytosol. The transcript is spliced from 3 exons. The record is from RefSeq and is a predicted model, not a curated record. Bases 119 to 1915 code for a protein of 598 amino acids. Gene Ontology annotation, molecular function: acetoacetate-CoA ligase activity.
GAUUCCCUCUCCUAGCACCCACCACCCCUUGCCUUUCUCUCUCUCUCUCUCCGUCUCUCCGCCUUGCUCCGGAUAUUCUGAUGAGGAAGUUGAACAGGUCCUACCAGCCGACGCGCCCAUGUUCCCGCGGCCGGACUUCUUCGAGGGGGCGCUGUUGAAUGUCGCGGAGAACCUCCUGUUUCCCGGAAACGCGGAAGUCGCGGCGUCCGCGACCGCCGUCAUAACGGUGACCGAAGCCGAGGGGCAGCGCGUGUCGACGACGUGGGCCGAAUUGCGGGAAGCCGUGCGUGGAUGCUCGGCUGCGCUGAGGGCCGCCGGCCUAGGACCCGGGGACGUCGUCGCCGGGUUCGUCUCUAACCACGUCCAGGCCCUCGUGGCGAUGCUCUCCGCGGCCGCGCUAGGCGCCGUCUGGACCGGCAUCAGCCCGGACACCGGCGUGAGCGCCGUCCUCGACAGGCUCGUGCAGAUCGAGCCCAAGGCUCUAUUUGCGGACAACGGGACGCUGUAUAACGGAAAAUCCUGGUCGAGCACGGGAAAGACAUCCCAAAUAGUCGACGAGCUUAAGCCCAAGGGGCUGGCGCUCGUCAUCGUCGUAAACAACGUCCAAGACGUCGCCUUAGGUUUGGACGAGCUGCACUCGAAGGGAGUCGCGGCGAAGGAAUACGAGAGUUUUCUACAAAGUGGCGGCAACGCGCUCCUGAGAUUCGAGCAGCUCCCGCCGUCUCAUCCCCUCUACGUAUUAUACUCCAGCGGCACUACAGGCCUGCCCAAGGCCAUCGUACACACUGCGCUGGGCACGCUGAUCCAACACAAGAAGGAACACAUCCUCCACUGCUCGAUGGGCCCGGCUUCGAGGAUGCUCUACUACACAACCACGUCCUGGAUGAUGUGGCACUGGAGCAUAUCCGCCCUCGCGUGCGGCACCACCCUGAUCCUGUACUCCGGCUCGCCCUUCCAGCCCCACGGCCACCUCUCCCUGCCCAAGCUGCUCUCCGCGCUGCGGGUAACCCACUUCGGCACCUCGGCCGCGUACCUCACCGCGCUCGAGACCAACGGUGUCUACCCCGCCCGCUCGCUUGACCUCUCCCCCCUGCAGGCUAUCUACUCGACGGCGUCGCCCCUGCCGCCCUCGACAUUCUCCUUCGUCUACGAGGCCUUCCCUCCCCACGUCAACCUGGCCUCCAUCACCGGCGGCACCGACAUCAUCUCCCUGUUCGGCGCGCCGUGCCCGCUGCUUCCCGUGCACGCGGGCGAGAUCCAAUGCGCGGGGCUGGGCAUGGCCAUCGCCGUGGUGGACCCGGCCAGCGGCGCGCCGGUGCCGCCCGGCGCCGACGGCGAGCUCGUGUGCACGCGGCCGUUCCCGUGCCAGCCGCUCACGUUCUGGGGCCGCGAGGGCGCGGCGCGGUACCGCGCGAGCUACUUCGAGCGCUUCGCCGGCGUGUGGCACCACGGGGACUUCGCGCGGGUCGGCGCGCGCACCGGCGGCCUGACGAUGCUCGGGCGCAGCGAUGGUGUGCUCAAGCCCGCCGGCGUGCGCUUCGGCAGCGCCGAGAUCUACAACCUGCUGACGCGCUUCUUCGCCGGCGAGGUCGACGACGCCGUGUGCGUCGGCCGUCGCCGCGACGCCGACCGCGACGAGGUCGUCUGCCUCUUCGUUGCCAUGGCCGGCGACAAGCCCUUCUCGCCUAGCCUCCGCGACAGGAUCCGGGAGGUCAUCCGGAGGGAGCUGAGCCCGCGCCACGUCCCGGGCGUGAUCGAGGAGUGCGGAGCCGGCAUCCCGAAGACGAGCAACGGAAAGAAGAUCGAAGUUGCGGUUAAGCGGAUCCUGUCCGGGAUCGAUGUCAAAACGAACACAAGCGUAGCGAACCCGGAGGCGUUGGUUUGGUUUAGAGAAUGGGCGGCGACGCAUAGCUAAGGGGCACUCUAGCAGCAAGGCCCGUGGGCGACGGGGGCAAGAAUCUCCCAUCCAGGCGUAGCGCAUCGAGAAAGUAGAAUCGGUGUUUCCUAGCGGUAGAUGGGGCCUCGGGAACGGAUUUAGAACCAUAGUCUACAUUAUCACUACGAAGCAUCGAGACACGCGAGGGGGCCAGCGGCGGGGG